GCAUCACGUUGAGUCCACCGAACGUCAAUGUCAUCCACAAUUUAACUGACUGACUAGUUUUUGAUUCCGAGAAAAUUUUAACUGCCAAGUGUUUCCCUUGAUUGAAAUCAACUGGAGCCAUGAGUUUCAGGGGAUUCGACUACGACUUUGGAUCCAGACAAGGUGGAUCCUUCGCCUUCACCGCCACUCGGAUCGCUGGGCGGGCUGCCGAGACUCGCGAAAGACCUCCUCGCACUCUCUCCUUGGUGCUUCCGGCCAAUAAUCUAGGAAAAUCCAUCACCGAAGAUGUUGCUGUCGCAUUACGACAAGUCGUCUUUGGACAAUGUCCCGCCUCAGUACGACCCGAAUUCUUCAACCAAGGACCUGGACUAGUCUUCCGCGAACACGGCCACCCGCUAGCCUACGGUCUUUCCAUCACGAAUCCAUCGACGCUUCCCAUGAUGCGUGCUAUUCUCAUGACUAUUCAGGCGCAAAUCUUACGGACGCUUCUCUUUGACUCGGCCAUCCUCAAACUACCCAAAACUUGUAACCCACUAAUGCCAACGACAGUCACGAUACAGCAAGAAGCUUUAGCGUAUGCAAUUGCCAACAUAAUCUGGAAAUCUGGAAACGAACAAUCAGCUACUCUCUGCCUACCGCAACCCAACGUCGUCCAUAUCGUUGGCUCGCCACAGUUCAACGAGGACGGACUCACCGAAAAGUUGCAACUUUGUCAAAUGAACAGAAUUGAAGAAUUACACCACACCAUCAGACGCAAUAUUCACGUGUUUCAAGAGGAUCCCGGUCCAGCUGUGAUGUUGAUUUUGUAUAGUGCCAUUUUAACGAGAGGAAUCAACCAAGUGACUGAAGACAUGGGUAAACCAUCGGGAGGUGACGGCAUCCUAACACCCAUGAAAAGUCUGAUGAGCAUUAAUGGAAGUAUUAUGUUUGGUCCAAUCAGCCUGUUUCUGCUCGGAAGAGCAAGUCCCUAUCUACACAACGGUGUUCAAUAUCAAGACGACGGAGACAGCAGAACUGAAGAAACUGGAGUGUUGAUCCGCUCGCCGAUUGGUCUCCUUCUCUGGAUGGGCAAUGAAGCGAAAACUGCGGCUUACAACGUUGGUUCAAGAUUUAAAACACCAACUGUGCCGAUAUGGGUGGUCGUGGCUUCUGAAAAUAGUGGAGUCUUGUUUGGCGAAGACAAAGGACUUCUUAGAGACCACCAAGCAGAAAACAGGUUCCAGCUGCACUACCACACUUCCACAUUUCAUCAGCAGAAUCCGGUGAUUUUGAAAAUUAACAAUCGUGUCAGAGAUGACUCUUCGGCUGACGCCCCAAUUCCGCCGCUAGAAAGGAUACUCCGAACCAAGUGGGGUGAUGCUCGACUCGACUGGGGCAACGUGGAACCCUUCGUGUGAAUGUGUCUGGGCAGACUUCGGUUUAAGGAGGAAUUCAUGAUUGUUAACACCGCCAUUUUUGGCCGUGGAAUUUGUAGCAUAGAAUACCUUAGUAAAAGUUUGCAGUCGACAAGGUUAUUUGUACUAUUUAUAGACCUCUGUUUGAUAUACACGCGACUUGGCAAUACUUGA
Messenger RNA from Daphnia pulex (common water flea), 1568 nucleotides. RefSeq names its product inactive ubiquitin carboxyl-terminal hydrolase MINDY-4B-like. Gene Ontology annotation, biological process: protein K48-linked deubiquitination. The transcript has 13 exons. The coding region runs from base 120 to 1397 and encodes 425 amino acids. Lineage: Eukaryota; Metazoa; Arthropoda; Branchiopoda; Diplostraca; Daphniidae. Gene Ontology annotation, molecular function: cysteine-type deubiquitinase activity; K48-linked deubiquitinase activity. The record is from RefSeq and is a predicted model, not a curated record.